GGGUGGCAGGUGGGGAGGGUGAGAAGCGAGGGGCAGGAAGCCCUGCAAUGCCUGCCAUUGGUUAGGGUUAGGGUUAAGGUUAAGGUUAAUUAACUGCUGGUUAAUUCCAGCAGUGGAAUUAUACUGUAGCCUCCAUAUGGAAUAUUAUGUGGUUGCUUGGUAACUGCAUAGAAUCACCUCAAUUCUUGGCUGCAAUAUUCCAAAGCAUCCUUCAUUUGGGUAAAAGGAGCAAGAAGGGAUGGGCAUCAUGAGAUGUGUUGCCCCCUUUGUGACCCAAAUUUUUCUGGCUGGAAUUCUAUUGUUCUAUUGUGAAAGGUUGGAUGGAUUCGUACUUCCAUGCCCAGCCUCAAAUAUUAACUGCAAAAUUAAUACCAAUUCUCCCAGGUAUGAUAACGUUCAUAUUUCGGAGACACUUGGUCAUUCGAUUGAAUUUCUUAAGUCAUCAAUUUUAAAAUUAUGGAGUAGAUUAACUAAAUCAAAUCCUCAUGAAUAUUUGGACGAAAUGAAAUCUCAUGAAAAUCUGCAGAAAAAACUGUACAAAUCAUCCAAUGUCCAACAAGAGACUCCCAAAACAAAAAUAACCAAAAAGGAAGAGACUCAAGAGUUGGAACUCCAAAAAGAUUUAACUACAGAAAUUUUGGAUGAUCUGAAGGUGAAUGGAGGACUGAAGGUAAUUAUGAAAGAAAAAAUAAGAGUAAACAAAGAGAAAACUCAUAAGUUGGAGAUUCAAAAGGAAGUGGUUACAGAAAUUCCACAAGCUCUGAAGGUUAAUAUGGGGCCGAAGAUGACUCUCAAAGAAAUAAGAGGAAACAAAGAGUUGGAGAUGCAGAAGGGAGUGAUUAGAGACAUUUCAGAAGCUCUUGCUUCACAUUUCGUGGCAGAAAAAACAGGGAAGUCUGUAGUGCUACUAAAUCCUCAGCAGGUUUCUUCCCUUAAGAGGUUUCCUCAAACAUGUGCUCACUCCUUACAGAAGCGCUCCAUUUUACACCUUCCAAAUCAGCUGCCUCCUUUGACUUCUCCUUUUGUAGUGGAUCAUGAUGGUGAGGAACAGCCUGAUAAAGUGGUCUUUAUUCUGAAAUCUGGCAACAGAUCAGCAAGGCCCAGUCAUGUAAAACACCUUGUAACCAGCAAGGAGGCAAUAGAGAAAAAGACUCAGCACGAACAAUUCAAAAAUAACUUUUUGGAGAAGGAACUUGAGUCUUCGGAAUCAAGAAAGGAAAACCUUCUCAGGCAGUUAUUAUUUGGAGGAAGCAACUCCAGAAUUACAACUGAGGAGUCUAAAAUAUUGUCCAAUGAAGCGCAUUUGGAGUAUCAGGAACAAAGCACCUCUGUUCCCCUUUUAUCUGACUUUUUCUCAAGAACUGAUAACUAUUUUCUUCAGGACGAUGCCUUUGAAGUUGAGAUGCAAAAACAGUUGGCACGUGUGAUCCUUAACGAGCCUAGGAGGAACCUAAUUGCCCACUUGAUACGUAUAAUGAACGUGAACUGCAGAGAACCGACUACUCAGACGUCUUGUGAUUUUCUCAUGUCUGGAAUAUGGCUUGUAAUGAAACACCUCGAUGAGAGAAAAAACAACCAGGAAGCAUCUGCUCUGUUGAAAUCUGACUUGUUGCUGACUAAAAAUGAAACCAAUAUGAAUACACCAAGCUCCAGAAAAAUGGAAAAACCUUCUGAUGAGAUACCAAAGCAGGAAAUUCUGCAGUAUGGGAACGGCUUCAAAUGGUGGGUGGCUGUUUCUGUGACAGUGGCGAUUGCGAUUAUUAUUGCAAUAAUUUGUUUGAUUGAGAUCUGUUCUCAUAAAACUGGCAAAGAAACAGAAGGAACCCCUCCUGUAAAACGGACAUUUCUGGAUAGACAGAAGGAAGACACACUUGAAAAACAGACUUCGCCAUCGUCUUUCAACAAGCCUCCUUGGCUUAAGGAAAUGUAUCUUGAUAAAGAAUGGAAAAAAUACACCAGUGAUAAAUCUCAUAAUGAAGAAUCCUCUGAAGAGGAAGUGAUAUUCAGUCGUGAAAGUGCAAGGGAGAUUAUGCCACCACUCCCACCAGCAGCAACUGAACUUCCAGCUCCGGCUCCGGCUCCGGCUGAAACUCCAGCUCCAGCUCCUUCUCUUGCUCCAGCUCCCACUCCCGCUCCCGCUCCCGCUCCCGCUCCCGCUCCCGCUCCAGCUCCAGCUCCAGCUCCAGCUCCAGCUCCAGCUCCAGCUCCAGAGCCUGUUAAAAAGGCCAGUUCGAAGAAACUGUCUGAAAAAGAAACAGCCACUAGUGAAACCUUACCAACCACUGAGUCUGAAAAAGAGACGCCCACAAGUGAAGCCACUCCAAAGACUGAGGCUUCAGAAGAAGAAGAAACUGAAGGUACAUCAAAGAAAACAACUUCAGAAGAAGGAGAGGAAGAUGAAGAAGACUAAUCCUAUUUACUCACAUACUUAUCGGCUCUCCACGCAUGGAAAUUAAGAAGUGACCCUAAUGGUUGAGAUCAUAACAGGGAUGGUAUUAUACACGAUUAAUG
Molecule: messenger RNA, 2511 nt
Organism: Ahaetulla prasina
Lineage: Eukaryota; Metazoa; Chordata; Lepidosauria; Squamata; Colubridae
Product: protein TsetseEP-like
Exons: 10
Coding region: 239-2410 (723 amino acids)
Source: RefSeq, a predicted model, not a curated record